CCAUCCUUUUCAACCCCAACCGGAAGGGUCCCCAUCUCCAUUUCAGACGCGAAGAAAAGAAGGAAAAGCAGCCAAACUGUACCCUUUCGAGGAUAUUUGAAUUUCGAUGAAAAUGGACUUACAGCCUGAUUCUUCAACCAGAGAAUCUAAAAGGAAAUUUUAUAGGACGACUCUCUGUCUUGCUUAUCAGAGUUUUGGGGUAGUUUAUGGUGAUCUUAGCACAUCUCCUAUCUAUGUGUACAAAAGCACAUUCUCUGGCAGUUUACGGCCUUACCAAGAGGACCAUGAGAUAUUUGGGGUACUUUCGUUGAUUAUCUGGACUUUGACCUUAAUCCCACUUUGCAAGUACAUUAUCUUUGUCUUAGGAGCAGAUGACAAUGGUGAAGGUGGAACUUUUGCUCUUUACUCAUUGCUCUGUAGACACUCUAAAAUGGGUCUGUUGAUCAAUUAUAAUUCUGCACAUGAAAGUAUUUCCUCCUACACCUCUGAGACAUCGACCAAGGAGACAAGAACUAGCUUACUUAUAAAAGAAUUCUUCAAGAAGUACCGCAGCUCUCGUGUUGUCUUGCUGCUUGUUGUUCUUCUAGGGACUAGCAUGGUUAUUUGUGAUGGAAUCCUUACUCCAUCAAUGUCUGUCCUUUCUGCUGUCUAUGGCAUCCAAAUUAAGGUCCCAGAUUUGCAUGAAAAUUAUACAGUGUUCAUUCCUGCUUGCAUCAUCUUGGUGGGACUUUUUGCUCUUCAGCAUUAUGGAACACACAGAAUUGGGUUCCUUUUUGCUCCAAUUUUGAUCGCAUGGUUGCUUUGCCUUGCUGGGGUUGGCAUUUACAAUAUAGUCUGUUGGAACCAUCAUGUUGUCUAUGCUCUAUCACCCUAUUAUAUAUAUAAAUUCUUCCAAAAAUCGGGAAAAGCUGGAUGGAGUUGUCUUGGAGGCAUUGUUCUGUGUGUUACAGGUGUAGAAGCUAUGUUUGCUGAUCUUGGCCAUUUCUCCAAACUUUCAAUCAGGAUCGCGUUUACAGUGGUUGUAUAUCCAUGUUUAAUUUUGGCAUACAUGGGGGAAGCUGCUUAUCUCUCACAGCACAAAAUGGAUCUUCAGAGUAGUUUCUACAAGGCUAUCCCACACAAUAUAUUCUGGCCAGUAUUCAUCAUUGCAACUCUUGCAACUGUGGUGGGAAGCCAAGCAGUAAUUUCAGCAACUUUCUCCAUCAUCAGUCAGUGCAGAGCCCUGAGCUGUUUCCCCCGUGUCAAGAUAAUACACACAUCAAGUGAAAUAUACGGACAGAUAUACAUACCAGAGGUGAACUGGAUGUUGAUGAUAUCAUGCCUUGCUGUUGUUAUUGGAUUCAAGGACACCAGUAUGAUUGGCAAUGCUUAUGGCCUUGCUGUGAUCACGGUGAUGUUUAUCACAACCUGCUUGAUGUUUUUGAUCAUUAGCACCGUCUGGAAGCAAAAUGUUUUUCUUUCGUUCUUGUUCGUGCUAAUCUUUGGAAGCUUGGAACUUCUUUAUCUCUCUGCAUGCCUUGCCAAGGUACAUAGAGGAGGCUGGCAUCCGAUUCUUUUGUCUCUAAUAAUUCUGUCCAUCAUGUCUAGUUGGCAUUACGGAACGGCCAAGAAAAAUGGAUUUGAACUUCAGAACAAGGUAUCUUUGGACAGCCUUCUGAAUCUUGGCCUGGGACUAGAAAUAAAGAGGGUUCCAGGAAUCAGCCUAAUUUAUUCCAACAUCUCCUCUGGCAUUCCACCAAUGUUUUCGCAUUUUGUCGCGAACUUUCCUGCGUUCCAUAAGAUUCUCAUCUUUGUCAACCUUCACUUUGUGAUGGUCCCAAAAAUCUCUGCUGGUGAGCGCUUUCUGGUUGCCCGAAUUGGCUUACCAGAGUUUCGGAUGUUUGGGUGUAUAGUAAGGUAUGGAUACAAGGACGUGGAUGAUAGCCACAACUUCGAAACCCAGCUGAUCGAAGAAGUCAUGGAAUUCUUGAAACAUGAAUCUAGUCGUGAAGAAUUCUCGGUUACAGGACAAUCAGCAUUUCGUACCAGAGAUUUAAUGACAACAGGAAAUGAGGCUGAUGGUGGCAGAACAGGCCGGAGAAGAAAAUUGGGAUUGUGGAACUCUGGAUCAAAUGACGAGGUAAGGGAACUCAUGGAGGCGAAGGAAGCUGGUGCGGCUUACAUGAUGGCUAAUACUUAUGUCAUAGCAACAGAGACGUCAUCUUUACUGAAGAAAUUUGCAAUCAACAUUGUUUAUGCAUUUCUUAGAAGAAAUAGCAGGCGUCCUGCAAUUGCUCUUCGAGUUCCCCACACGUCAUUGAUUGAAGUGGGUAUGGUUUAUCGUGUUUAGUCUACAGCGUGAACCGGAAUGGAAAUCAUGUUCGAAAGAUGAAAUGAGACAUAAUUCAUUACUUCAGUUGCUGUCCAUCUGUUUUAGUAGGUUCUAUCCCAUCUUAGGUUGUACAGCAUUAGAUAUGCAGGAACCCUGAAGGUAUAAAACAUAUGUAUAGAUAUAUAAAUAUAACACAGGAAAAAGAAUAGAUGAGAACUUAGAAUCUGUUGAUAGGUUUACUUGUACUAGCCUUCUUUAAUCUAUAUCAUGGCUGCUUACUA
Messenger RNA from Carica papaya (papaya), 2592 nucleotides. RefSeq names its product putative potassium transporter 13. Gene Ontology annotation, biological process: potassium ion transmembrane transport. The record is from RefSeq and is a predicted model, not a curated record. NCBI's taxonomy places the organism in Eukaryota, Viridiplantae, Streptophyta, Magnoliopsida, Brassicales, Caricaceae. Gene Ontology annotation, cellular component: membrane. Gene Ontology annotation, molecular function: potassium ion transmembrane transporter activity.